AUGCUGCAACUUGCAAUUCAAGCAGAAUCACCCCACCGCUGGAGUGUGCAGAAUACGUCCCACGCCACAAAGGGUUCCUCAAACCACAAUGGUCUCUGCCGCCAAGAAGGUUUUGUAUCCCCUCUCCCCCCUGGCUGCCACAACUUCACCGUCAGGCGGUACCACACGAGGGACUACACCAUCAGGCGGUACCACACGAGGGACUACACCAUCAGGCGGUACCACACGAGGGACUACACCAUCAGGCGGUACCACACGAGGGACUACACCAUCAGGCGGUACCACACGAGGGACUCCACCAUCAGGCGGUACCACACGAGGGACUACACCAUCAGGCGGUACCACACGAGGGACUCCACCAUCAGGCGGUACCACACGAGGGACUACACCAUCAGGCGGUACCACACGAGGGACUACACCAUCAGGCGGUACCACACGAGGGACUCCACCAUCAGGCGGUACCACACGAGGGACUACACCAUCAGGCGGUACCACACGAGGGACUACACCAUCAGGCGGUACCACACGAGGGACUACACCAUCAGGCGGUACCACACGAGGGACUACACCAUCAGGCGGUACCACACGAGGGACUACACCAUCAGGCGGUACCACACGAGGGACUACACCAUCAGGCGGUACCAUACGAGGGACUACACCAUCAGGCGGUACCACACGAGGGACUACACCAUCAGGCGGCACCACACGAGGGACUACACCAUCAGGCGGCACCACACGAGGGACUUCACCAUCAGGCGGCACCACACGAGGGACUUCACCAUCAGGCGGUACCACACGAGGGACUUCACCAUCAGGCGGUACCACACGAGGGACUACACCAUCAGGCGGUACCACACGAGGACUACACCAUCAGGCGGUACCACACGAGGGACUACACCAUCAGGCGGUACCACACGAGGGACUACACCAUCAGGCGGUACCACACGAGGAGCUUCACCAUCAGGCGGUACCACACGAGGGACUUCACCAUCAGGCGGUACCACACGAGGGACUACACCAUCAGGCGGUACCACACGAGGGACUUCACCAUCAGGCGGUACCACACGAGGGACUACACCAUCAGGCGGUACCACACGAGGGACUACACUAUCAGGCGGUACCACACGAGGGACUACACCAUCAGGCGGUACCACACGAGGAGCGCCACUAAGCAGGCCCGCUGGCUUCUUCCAUAAUGCAAGACGGAUUUAA
Procambarus clarkii (red swamp crayfish) is the source of this 1212-nucleotide messenger RNA. Lineage: Eukaryota; Metazoa; Arthropoda; Malacostraca; Decapoda; Cambaridae. The record is from RefSeq and is a predicted model, not a curated record.